Messenger RNA from Oncorhynchus gorbuscha (pink salmon), 3504 nucleotides. RefSeq names its product alpha-2C adrenergic receptor-like. Lineage: Eukaryota; Metazoa; Chordata; Actinopteri; Salmoniformes; Salmonidae. The coding region runs from base 412 to 1878 and encodes 488 amino acids. Gene Ontology annotation, molecular function: adrenergic receptor activity. The record is from RefSeq and is a predicted model, not a curated record. Gene Ontology annotation, cellular component: membrane. The transcript has 3 exons. Gene Ontology annotation, biological process: lipid metabolic process; adenylate cyclase-activating adrenergic receptor signaling pathway.
GUGUAGCGGCUCAAGGAUGCAGCAGGGAGGAGGACAUUUACUACCCGCCGUGGACGCGUGGAUGGGGAUCUAACUGAUUUGUCCUGCUGGUGAUUUUAAGUUAUGUAGAAUCUUAACACCUAUGACAGUUUGUCUUCGGAGUAUUGUUGAUUAUUUUCCUGAUUUAGUCCGUUUCUGUCUCGCAGCGGAUUGGAGAUGACAACGCUGAAUAUAAGAGGCAGGUGGGAGAGAGAGAGAGAGAGGGCUGAGAGAGAAGGGAAAAGGGACCGUGUGAUUUCAACGUUUUUCUCCAAAGACAUGUGAAAUAUAACUAACCCUUCGCGGAUGUGUGCUAGCGAAUAACACAUAUAAUUUCCCUGAAUUUUUAUAAUUAUUUUAUUUUUUACCCCUCAUGAGUGAUUAAUUAAAAUAAUGGAUUUCUUGAAUUUCUCCGGGGUGGUGGACGAGCGGAAUACCACAUACACCAACUCCUCGGCUACCGGGGACAGUGAGUACUCUCUCCUCUCCGUAACCGGACUGACGGUAGUCGUGGGCUUCCUCAUCCUGUUUACCAUUGUGGGCAACGUGCUGGUGGUCAUCGCCGUGUUGACCAGCCGCGCUCUCAAACCGCCGCAGAACCUCUUCCUGGUGUCCCUGGCCAGCGCGGACAUCCUAGUGGCUACUCUCGUCAUACCUUUCUCUCUAGCUAACGAACUCAUGGGCUACUGGUUCUUCGGGAAAGUUUGGUGCGACGUCUACUUGGCGUUGGACGUUCUCUUUUGCACGUCGUCUAUAGUUCACCUGUGCGCUAUCAGUCUCGACCGUUACUGGUCGAUCACCCAGGCGAUAGAAUACAACCAGAAGCGGACGCCUACACGGCUAAACGGGAUGAUCGUGGUGGUCUGGCUGAUCUCGGCCGUUAUUUCCUUUCCGCCGUUGAUCACCAUGGACCGGAGCAGCGGAGGGGAGAUCAGUCCUCAGUGUCGGCUGAACGAUGAGACCUGGUAUAUUCUCUACUCCAGCAUAGGAUCCUUCUUCGCUCCCUGCGUUAUCAUGAUACUGGUGUACAUCAGGAUCUACCAGGUUGCUAAGACGCGGACGAGGACCAUGUCGGAGAAGAAGAGAGAGGUGGAGGACAACGGAACUGCCCCGUUGCACGUUAACGGGUUGGGGCAGGGGGGCGAGGAGGAGGGGUGCGGAGGAUCUCUGAAGGAAAAUGGUGGCGGCGGAGGGGUUGCCCGGGAGAACGGGCACUGCCAGAGCCAGCAGAAGACGCAGGUGCCACAGGGGAUGUUACCCAACGAACCCAAAUUAACCCCCGACCCCGACGACGGAGACGACUUUGACGACAGCAGCUCGUCGGACGAAAAACCCACAUCCGCCAAAAAACAUUCCCAUUCCUCUUCCUCUUCCCAUCAGCAUCAACACCAUCACCACCACCACCACCAUCACCAUGACGACAAGAAGGAUUCCAAACCUUCAGAGAGAAGGAAGUCCACAGGAAGCAGGAAGAGCAGCUUGGCUUCGUCCAAACGCUCAGAGAGCAAGAAGUCGCGUGCCAGCUCUAAGUCCAUCGAGCUGUUUUCGUCCCGUAGGAAGCGGCGGAGCACCGUCAACAGGAACAAAAUCACAGCGGCGAGGGAGAAGAGGUUUACCUUCGUCUUGGCGGUGGUGAUGGGCGUCUUCGUGAUCUGCUGGUUCCCCUUCUUCUUCAGCUACAGCCUGUAUGGAGUGUGCCGGGCACCGUGUGAGAUCCCCCAGUCUCUUUUUAAGUUCUUCUUCUGGAUAGGCUACGUCAACAGCUCCCUCAACCCCGUCAUCUACACCAUCUUCAACCAGGACUUCAGACGAGCCUUCCAGAAGAUUCUAGUCUGCAAGUCGGGGAAGAGGUCUUUCUGAACGUGGAUCGUCCAACAGUAUAUACUGUACAGUACAUGGACCUAUAUACAAGUCAGGGAAGAGGUCUUUCUGAACAGACAGGGAUGAGGGCCUAUAUAUGAACAUGGAUGAACCUACAGUAUAUGGAUAUUUUAGUCCAUGACGUUUGACCAGAACGCAGGCAUUCAGAAAAUACUCUGCAAGUCAUGGAAGAGGUUCUCCUGAUGGCGAGUCACAUGGACCCUAAUGCUUUCCCCAAUCACAUGGACCCUAAUGCUUUCCCCAAUCACAUGGACCCUAAUGACCCUAAUGCUUUCCCUAGUCACAUGGACCCUAAUGCUUUCCCCAGUCACGUGGACCCUAAUGACCCUAAUGCUUUCCCCAAUCACAUGGACCCUAAUGACCCUAAUGCUUUCCCUAGUCACAUGGACCCUAAUGCUUUCCCUAGUCACAUGGACCCUAAUGCUUUCCCCAAUCACAUGGACCCUAAUGCUUUCCCCAAUCACAUGGACCCUAAUGCUUUCCCUAGUCACGUGGACCCUAAUGACCCUAAUGCUUUCCCUAGUCACAUGGACCCUAAUGACCCUAAUGCUUUCCCCAAUCACAUGGACCCUAAUGACCCUAAUGCUUUUCCUAGUCACAUGGACCCUAAUGCUUUCCCCAAUCACAUGGACCCUAAUGACCCUAAUGCUUUUCCUAGUCACGUGGACCCUAAUGCUUUCCCUAGUCACGUGGACCCUAAUGCUUUCCCAGUCACGUGGACCCUAAUGCUUUCCCUAGUCACAUGGACCCUAAUGCUUUCCCUAGUCACAUGGACCGUAAUGACCCUAAUGCUUUCCCUAGUCACAUGGACCCUAAUGCUUUCCCUAGUCACAUGGACCCUAAUGGUUUCCCUAGUCACAUGGACCCUAAUGGUUUCCCUAGUCACAUGGACUAGGGAAAGCUAAGAUGCUCUAAGAUUCCUCCCAAUGUGUUCCCAUGUAUUUUUUAUUUAUUGAACCUUUUGUUAUCAGGGAGUCACACUGAGACCAAGGUCUCUUCUACAGAUGAGCGCUUUUGACAAUUGUGCCACAAAUAAGGUGCAAGAAAACUAAAAGCUGAUUUACCUAAGUCAGUAGAGACCAUAGGAAUUUCCAGAGUUAAACCAUCCCUGAGACCAGGUGUAGUAAGUCGUAUGUCUGAAUUUUAGUAAAGAUGUACAGUGGGCCAUUUUUGUAAAAGGGCUUUUAUAAAUGAAAACAUAGCGGUGUAUCAAUCUCUGUGGGCCCAACCAUCUUCCCGGGUUAGAGAAUGCAGCGAUGACAUCACAGAGGGCCAACCAUCUUCCCAGUUAGAGAAUGCAGCGAUGACAUCACAGAGGGCCAACCAUCUUCCCGGUUAGAGAAUGCAUCGGUGACAUCACAGAGGGCCCAACCAUCUUCCCGGGUUAGAGAAUGCUGCGGUGACAUCACAGAGGGCCAACCAUCUUCCCGGGUUAGAGAAUGCAGCGAUGACAUCACAGAGGGCCCAACCAUCUGCCCGGGUUUGAGAAUGCAGCGAUGACAUCACAGAGGGCCAACCAACUUCCCAGUUAGAGAAUGCAGCGAUGACAUCACAGAGGGCCCAACCAACUUCCCAGUUAGAGAAUGCAGCGAUGACAUCACAGAG